AUGACAAGUGGGAACCCAGGUGUCUGGCAGAGCCCUGGGGCCCAGGAAAAUGGUGGGGUGGAGCAGCCCGAGCAGCAGAAAGAGCCCUCUGUGGUGCCGACCAGCGGAGAGGCCUUCCACCUCACCCUCGCUGGCCUUGCCCUGAGGGGUCAGGCAGCAGGCAGGGACCUGAUUGUCAGGUCCCCAGACCGCCACCAGUCUUGGUUGCUGGUGAAGGGAGGGUUGGGAGGAGCUAGAGAGAAGCCGGAUGGGGCCCCUCUGCCUGGGGGCGGACAGAAGAGCAGUGACACUUGUAACCCCCUGUCAGGCGCCUUCUCAGGAGUGUCCAACAUCUUCAGCUUUUGGGGGGACAGCCGGGGCCGCCAGUACCAGGAGCUGCCUCGCUGCCCCGCCCCCCCCAGCCUCCUCAACAUCCCUCUUUCCAGCCCGGGCCGGCGGUCCCGGGGCGAUGUGGAGAGCAGGCUGGAUGCCCUCCAGAGGCAGCUCAACAGGCUGGAGACCCGGCUGAGUGCAGACAUGGCCACCGUUCUGCAGCUGCUGCAGAGGCAGAUGACGCUGGUCCCACCUGCCUACAGUGCUGUGACCACCCCGGGGCCUGGCCCUACCUCCACCUCCCCUCUGCUGCCCGUCAGCCCCAUCCCCACCCUCACCCUGGACUCGCUUUCUCAGGUUUCCCAGUUCAUGGCGUGCGAGGAGCUACCCCAAGAUGGCCCCGCUCGACGCCUCUCCCUGCCGGGCCAGCUGGGGGCCCUCACCUCCCAGCCCCUGCACAGACAUGGCUCAGACCCAGGAAGUUAGUGGGGCUGCCCAGUGUGGACACAUGGCUCACCCAGGGUUCAGCGCACUGUCUGGGCCCCUCCCCGUGGAGGCCCUGCCCGGGAGGCCCUGGCCGCGGAGGGGAGAGGAACAGGAAGGCACAGCCCCUCCCCCAGCCCUUGGGACCAUCUCCUCCUGCGGUCCCCUGAGCCCCCGUGGGAGGGGCAGGGGCAGGGCGGGGCAGUGGACGGGGGUCUGUGGUCCCCCCACUGCCCUGGGGGCAGUAGCUGGUCUAACUGCCCGGAGGCACCCGGCCCUGGGCCUUAGGCACCUCAAGGACUUUUCUGCUAUUUACUGCUCUUAUUGUUAAGGAUAAUAAUUAAGGAUCAUAUGAAUAAUUAAUGAAGAUGCUGAUGACUAUGAAUAAUAAAUAAUUAUCCUGAGGAGA
Messenger RNA from Vicugna pacos (alpaca), 1204 nucleotides. Lineage: Eukaryota; Metazoa; Chordata; Mammalia; Artiodactyla; Camelidae. The record is from RefSeq and is a predicted model, not a curated record.